This is a messenger RNA of Vicugna pacos (alpaca), 3857 nucleotides long. RefSeq names its product retinal pigment epithelium-derived rhodopsin homolog (gene RRH). Gene Ontology annotation, cellular component: membrane. The record is from RefSeq and is a predicted model, not a curated record. Lineage: Eukaryota; Metazoa; Chordata; Mammalia; Artiodactyla; Camelidae. Gene Ontology annotation, molecular function: G protein-coupled receptor activity. Gene Ontology annotation, biological process: visual perception; G protein-coupled receptor signaling pathway.
AAAAGACAUAGCACUAGAGUGGCAAUGGUAUUGUCCCAGGGACAAAUAAUAGUACAAUGUUCCAAUGCUUUUUUUUUUAAACAUUUAAAAGAAGUGUAAAAUGGCUAUGAUGGAAAUAAUAUACAGGUUGGUAGACAAACCACUUGAGAUUUUACUUUUUACUUUAGGUAUAUGUUUUAGUCAUUAGCCAUCUUUAAACUUUUAUUUCCACAUCUUAUUUUUCCCUUUUCUUCCUUACAGUGGUUCUUUCUGGGUUUCCUUUGGGGCAUUUGAUUUUGAAUCAAGUUCAUAUGUUUAGGGAGCCUAAAUAACAUUAAUGCAUUUGUACUGUGGUAUCACUGAGUUCCAUUGUAAAAGACAUUUUGAUGAUUAUUCACAUAUUAAAUCUUUUGAGUGGUUAACUUUCUGAAUGCUUGCAUCAUGCCAAAAUAAAAUGCACUUGUUGCCAUAGCAUUAAAAAAGUUUAGUGGAAUACAACAAGCAAUAUUUCCUAAUAUUCCUGAAAAUUUGGGAAGAGCUAUGAAAGGAGGAUUGGCUUUAGGCCAGUUGAAGUUUAUGAAAUUAAAAGAAUCAUAAGCUGUGUAAACAUGAUAAGCUUAUAGUUGUGUUUCUUAGUGCUUUGAGCCUCAUCCCAGUAUCGUUUUUCUGUAUCACUCAAGAAGGAAGCAUAAAAAAGCACUUUGCACCUACCACAUUCAUGAUCUGUGAAAUUUUUUAUCUACAGCAAAAAGCUGUCCAUCUUUGGAAUUAUUUUUCUUUAUUUCUUAUGAAUAGAAAUAAUUAUUUCUGGAAAAUUUAAGUGGGUGCUACAACUAGGCAUAAUCUGUUACAGAAAAGGAAGCGGCUAUGAUCCAGAGCAAACUCAAAACAUUUUUGUUUUAUUCUAUAUAGUGAAUGCAAAAAAAAAAAGAGAGAGACUUAAAACCCAGUUUUUAAAAGGGAGAGUUCCUCUUAGAUUAUGUUUAUUGCUUUAGGGUCAUAUGAAAAUAUUUUGAUACUGAAAUUCUAAUGAGAUUCACUUUCUUGGUAUAGAUGCUCUUCAGAAUUACUUUACAUUUAUAAAAAUGUGAAUACUAGUAGCUAUAAGAUCUGGGACAGAUCAACCAACCUGGUUCAGCUUCUUCAGUGUAUACAAGUAUAUAGCUGAGAGAACUGAGGCUAAAAGAUUAUCUUGCGUCUCUUCCUGCUAUGCCAUUCUAAAAAUGUAUAAAAUUAAAUUAAGUGGGUAAAUACAGCCCUCUAGUGGUUCUGUGAUGUGCUUACACUGUUAACUAUGGCACAUCUAGCAUUUCUCUAAAUUACUGAUUUUUAAGAAAUUCCCUAUUGAAAAGGAUCAGAUUUCUAUAAUAUUACAUGACAUAACGAACAUGAAGGGAAAAGGUGGUAGGGAUAUCUUAUUCUAACAGUAAAUGUCCAUAUCAGAUUGUCACUCACUUACGUAACCCACUUUUUGAGUUAUAACAAGAUAAUCCAGAAUAUUUGAAUAGCCCUGUACCUAACAAGGUGGAUGACUGAAUCUAGAUACUUCAAUAGGUAUAUGCUGUGAUUAUUACCAGAAAGUUAUGCAUAUCAAAGUGUAGGAUAAAUUAACUGAGGUGGAUUGUGAAGUAGAUCAUGCUGUAUCCAUGCUUUGAAAUACAUAGCUAUUACUUAGAUUUAGGUUUAUUGACCUGGAAUUUAUGGUUUGGCUUUAGGGUAGAACAAAUUACAGAAUAAUUUUAUGUAUACAUAUCUCCUCAUUUUUGAAAAGAAUAGAAGUGAAAAGAAAGUAGAGGAAACCUCUGUUAUAUGAAUAUAUGUUGUAUAAGCAAACUAAAGCAUAAAGAAUGUACACCAGACAAUAUUAUAGCGUUUAGGGAAGUGAGAUUUGGAAGGAUGGGGGGAUUAACUUCUUUACUUAUCUCUAAUUUAAAUUGUUAUGGAAAAAAACAGGAGGAACUGAAAUAGAAAACUUGAAAGGGUCAACAGAAAACAGUGACCUUAAUCUGAAUAGUUUUGGAGGGCUAAGGCUGGCUCUUAAUAUCAGAACUGAUUUCCAGCAGAAAUCAGUUAAAUCAGGUCCUGCACUGAUUUUCUGAGUUUGUUUAUUGUUUAAAUGGGAUGUGUGCACUUGAAAAGCUCCUUAGAUAUAAGGCUGAUUCCCAAACUAGUUAAAAUAUGUGGUGCUUGGUAUUUCUCUUCAUUUUGCUAAUAAGCUUUUCCCUUGUCCUGGGAAUUAAAAUCCUUUCCUCUUUAGCCCAAUUAAAUUUGUUAAGGGAGGGCCUCUAUUAAAAGGCCCUUCUUUGAGGUCUUUAAGUGGAAAUGAUUGGUUCUGAAAAUUCUUCCCUCAGUGGCUUUUAAAACAUUUCAUAGACACUGAAGGCUCAUUAUGAAGGUUCUCUCAAUAUCUUCCCUCCGAAAUGCUAAGGAAUAAUUUAGGCAACAGUUCAGACUCUAAAAAUGAAUAUGGCUCGGUCUUUUCACAGGCUGAACACAAUAUUGUUGCAGCUUACUUGAUUACAGCAGGUGUGAUAAGUAUUCUCAGCAACAUAAUAGUUUUGGGCAUCUUCGUUAAGUACAAGGAGCUUCGGACACCCACAAAUGCAAUUAUCAUUAACCUGGCUGUUACUGAUAUAGGGGUCAGUAGCAUUGGCUAUCCCAUGUCUGCUGCUUCAGAUCUGUAUGGAAGUUGGAAAUUUGGAUAUGCAGGAUGUCAGAUUUAUGCUGGCUUGAAUAUCUUUUUUGGAAUGGCAAGUAUUGGAUUGCUCACUGUUGUGGCCAUGGAUCGAUACCUGACCAUUUGCCGUCCUGAUGCAGGAAGAAGAAUGACCACAAACACUUACAUCAGCAUGAUUCUGGGGGCCUGGAUCAAUGGCCUCUUUUGGGCUUCAGUGCCUAUCAUUGGGUGGGCUGGUUACGCCCCAGAUCCUACUGGGGCCACCUGCACCAUAAACUGGCGGCAAAAUGAUGUAUCUUUUGUUUCUUACACCAUGAUGGUGGUUGCAAUCAAUUUUAUUGUGCCCUUGAUAGUGAUGUUUUACUGCUAUUACCAUGUCACUCGAUCCAUUAAAUGUCGUGCAACUAGUAACUGCACUGAGUACCUCAACAGAGAUUGGUCAGAUCAGGUAGACGUAACAAAGAUGUCUGUGAUAAUGAUACUCAUGUUUCUGCUGGCGUGGUCCCCUUAUUCCAUCGUGUGCUUAUGGGCUUCCUUUGGUGACCCAAAGAAGAUUCCUCCCUCCAUGGCCAUCAUAGCUCCACUGUUUGCAAAAUCUUCUACCUUCUACAAUCCCUGUAUUUAUGUGAUUGCUAAUAAAAAGUUUCGGAGGGCAAUGCUUGCCAUGUUCAAAUGUCAGACUCACCAAGCAAUGCCCAUGACAAGUAUUUUACCAAUGGAUGUACCUCAAAACCCGUUGACUUCUGGAAGACUCUGAAAUAAGAGGAAAGCACACAUUAUCAAAACAUUUUCUUUCCUUUUUUUUUUUUUGCAAUGGUUUAAUUUCAUUUUAAAUAUAAGCCCAUUUUUAUCAAAUGCAGACAUAGAGUAUUGUCCUAAUAGACUAAAACUUCCUCAAAUGUAGUUUAUAGUUAUUCUGUUUGUGCAUUGGCAAUUAUCAACAUACUAUUUAACAAAAAUAAUUGAAUGAAUAUUAAGCACUAUUACUUUUGAAUCACAUGUCAGUCAAUGCACAUACAUAUUUUAUAUAGCAGUAUAAUCUGCAUACUAUUAUAUACUCUGCAUUUUAGUUACCAUUUUUAUGUAUAUGUAUUUCCACAUAUUUGGCACUAGAAUUAAGUUUAAUCAGAGUGGGAGUUUUUAUAUGUUUGUUCUUUUUUUCCCUUUUUUUUAUUUUAUUAAUGAAAAAUUAAUCAAUAAU